UUCACAUUCUGUAUUACACGUCUUAUCCCUUGCAAGAGCAGAAUCCGACUGUCGGACCCAGAACAUUGUUUUAUGUCUGACCCUUCUUCCAAAAAGAUAUAUUAUAGAUUCUCUGAUAAACUACAGUCGCCUUAAAAUCUCUGUGGCAAUCUUCUCCUACAGCAGAUAUUUCAUAAUAACAGCAGGCUCAGGACAAAAUAAACAUGGGUAAGAUAGCGAUUGUCUCUAGAGAUGGCCGUGUGUGCUGUGAUUGGCUGAUGGACGCCCUUGCACCGGUCACUACCGAAUAUAGUUACAUCCCUAGUGGCGGUUCAACAAACCUCAGAGAUGCAGUGGGUAGCUGCUCGCUUGUCAUUUUGUAUCACACCAAGACAAGAGGAAGAAUAAAUGUUACUGAUGUGACAGACUCUCUGUAUGAUAAAGAACUGAAGGAAUUAUCAGAUGUGCUUGGUAAAACCAGAGUUAUAGUGGUGAUUGAUGACCUGGAAGACAGCAGCUACUCAGAGAAGAUCAGGAUACUCAACAACCAGCCCAGCAUCGGGAGACUGGCCAAGGAGCUGUUUCUUUUUAGUACUCAGGAGAAGAAGGCGUAUACUAAAAAUACAAGAGAAACAGAAUCAGCUGCUUCUGCACACAAGAAGAUAACCAGCAUAAAGAACAGUGUUACAGUUCUUCCUUUGCCACCGGCAAACGUAGGAGGAAACUUUCAGAAACGUAUUUGUCUAAUCAUCACAGUUACAGCUGUAAUCAUCUUGCUUGUCGUUCUCUGCGUCACAUUAAGUAAUAGAGAAAAUCAUCCUGCAAGCACUACUGCAGUUCCUUAUUUCAGCUCCACCAGUCCUGGAAAUUAUACCCCCAGUCCAGUAAAUACUUCCAAUACAUGAAAAAUGUUCCUCUGCCCAGGAAAUACUACCCCAAUACACUCUCCAGGAAAUGCUGUGCUCUCCAUUGGAAAUACCACAUUAUCUUCUGGAAUUGCUACUUUGCUAAGAAAGAGAGAUUUCCUAUAGAUUUUAUAUUCGUCCUUUUCUAAGUGCUGAAACUACUAAACAACUAAUCAAUUCCCUAGUAAUUUCCCGGCUUGACUACUGUAAUACUAACCGGCCUCCAUCUUCAUGCCUCUGCUAGGCUAAUCCACAUCUCCUGAUGCUCUGUAUCUGCUUAACCCCUCUGUGAGUCCCUUCACUGGCUCCCCAUUCAGAGUGAGAAUUAAGUUCAAGAUUCUCACUCUGACCUACAAAGCCCUUACCAAUGCAGCCCCCCCCCAUACCUGUCUUCACUCAUCAACAAAUAUACUCCAGCAUGCCCCCUAAAAUCCAACAAUGAUCUACUCCUUGCAUCUUCUACCAUCACCUCCUCUCAUGCUAGACUACAGGACUUCUCUCAUGCGGCACCAACCCUUUGGAAUGCACUUCCUCGAGCUGUCAGACUUUCCCCCAACCUCUUCUCCUUUAAAUGCUUCCUAAAGAUCUUCUUGUUGAGGGAAUUCUAUCACCAAAUCAGUAACUGAUGAAUUCCACUUGCCUAAUAGUUGCCCUCAUCUAACUUCACACUAACAUCAUUCCCACCUUUGCAGUCCCCACCUCCUGUUUCUCAUCCUCCAACCCAUCUAGAUUGUAAGUUCCCACGGAAACAGGGCCCCCAAUUCCCCCUGUAUUUGUUUGUUAAAUUUUGUCUGGUGUCUCAUAUUGUACAGUACUUUUAUUUUUGUUACCCAUGGACUGCUCUGCGGAAUCUGUUGGCGCUUUAUAAAUAAAGAAUAAUAAUAAUAAUAAUAA
Molecule: messenger RNA, 1778 nt
Organism: Bombina bombina (fire-bellied toad)
Lineage: Eukaryota; Metazoa; Chordata; Amphibia; Anura; Bombinatoridae
Exons: 7
Coding region: 204-884 (226 amino acids)
Source: RefSeq, a predicted model, not a curated record